Messenger RNA from Aspergillus uvarum CBS 121591, 891 nucleotides. RefSeq lists its product as uncharacterized. The coding region runs from base 59 to 577 and encodes 172 amino acids. NCBI's taxonomy places the organism in Eukaryota, Fungi, Ascomycota, Eurotiomycetes, Eurotiales, Aspergillaceae. The transcript has a single exon. The record is from RefSeq and is a predicted model, not a curated record.
CAGCCGGCCAACGAAAACAACCAGACAGCAUCAAGCAAUUGCAGGCGGGAAAAUACUAAUGCUGACCUCGCUAUCGACUCGACUUAACUCCCUUCUAUCAUUAAUUGACCAUAUUUGUUGGUCAUCGAAAUCGCAAACAUGGGUUGCAUGUGCUCAUUCUGCUAUACCCUCAGCAAUCAGGAUCACGAUUCACAGUGGAAUCACAAACAUCCACUCUCUGGAUAAGAGUCAAGGUCUACGACGGGUAAGGCAGCGUGGCCCCCCUGGGUGCAUACAAGACCAGAAGACCCUUAAGCUUAACCUACAAGACACGUCGACAGAAGACGCCAGUCGCCGCUCAAUCUUGACCGGAUCAAAACAGUUGGAGUGCGCGAUCAACAUCAACCCGGUCUCUGCGAUUUCUAUUUACGUCUUGCGACACUGUACUAUACACUGGGUAUCAUCAUCUUGGGACGCCCUUUCUCACGGCUCUUCCUUGGCUUGGCGCAGCUGUCGUCAGAUGUCGAUGCAGGAUUACUUCGUAACCGCUCUGCAAUAUAAAGAGCCACGAUGUCGUGUCGACGCCCCAAGAGCAUAAAUAGCUCCAUAGAGUUUCCGGGGCUGACGACGCCCGACCUUCACACGACUUCUUUUCGUGCAGAGGCUCGACAGGUCCAUUUUUGGACGGCAAAUAUAAGGACAAUGCGUUCCCCUCCAUUUUGCUUGUGCGGAUGGCCAAACCCAGUCGAAGAUACAUGAUGUGGGUGGGUUACGUUUUCAGCCAGGCCAUGAACAGCCAUCGACCGCGAUCAGACAUGCUGGCCACCCUCGCUAUUUGUAUGUACAGUACAUGGUAAGUAAGGAACGAAACUGUGCCUGCAGUAGUCGCGAGAAGUCAUGGGCUUCAGCAAC